CCGGUUUGUCGUUGCGGGACAGACUCUUCAAGAUAUCGUGAUGUGGAAGGUGGUUAUGAAAGAUGGAUUUCUCACAAUGAAAAUCGUCCAAAAAGGAUUAACAUUUUGCUUUAAUGAGUAUUCGUAAUAACGAUGUCAUCUUCACCUUCGAUGCACGAAACCAACACUGUUUGCGAAAGAAACACUAGAUGAUACUCGAAGUUUAAUCUCUGUGUGGUAAAAAUACCAUCCAACGAUAAAGACGGAUGCCAAGCUAUCUUCGCCCUACGGAUCGCUCUCAUAACAUCAUCUUUGACACGUGCAUCAGAUAUAUGUCGGAAAUAUUUGGAAUGAAUGGAUGAUAUCGCAAUGGCUACAUUGAUAACUUUGAUACUAUCGACAAUCAUAUAGUUUUGAUCAUAACUCAUGACUUUAUGUUUAUCUUUCGUGCAAGUACAAAAACUUUAAGCUCGUGAUCUACGACAUCGACGAUGAGUAGCAGGCGGUCCAUCGCGUCCUUCCUCGUACCGGGGAGGCUUCUCACUGUCAGGAUGUUCGUCGUCGUGGUCGUCAUCCAGAUGGUAGUCGCGCUCCUCGUCGUCCUGUCAUCCCGAUACUUUGAAUCUUCAGGAAGAGGAGGUAUCGUGCUAAAAAGGAAAGAGAUAGGUAAACAGCGCCCCCAGGGACAAAAACCAGCACAGCCGGAAUGGAGACCCGUGUUUAAAAGACCAACGCACAACGAGGACGUUAUGAAGAAGUUCAGAAAGCUUGGCUUUAACGUGUCAUUUGUACACCGUGAACCUAUCAUACCCGUGCCGAGUAAAAUGGCGGAACUCAAAGAAGCCCUCUCGGAGAAUGUACUUCCAGGACUUUUCCAGGUUUUCCGGACAGACAGCCAACAGUUCACAUAUGAGAAGCCGCCACCGUUCAUCAUACUCACAGCUACAGAUAAAAACUUUAUAGAUUUAACGGACAACUGGCGAGCAAGCAUCGAUCGACUUAAGUUACCAUACGAUGUCCUUCUAAUGGCAGAAGAUGAAGAAACGCACAAAUAUUUCUUCGAGAAAACUACUCAGCGGUUUCGAACAGUCCUAUCCAGCCAGUUCGCACUGCCCGGAAAACUUGCAAAGAACAUCUCCACAUACCAGCACCUCAUUCGGCGAAGAACCGUCUACAUCCUUUCCAUCCUUCAAUCAGGAUAUGACGUUCUUCUCGUUGACAUCGACGCAGUCUGGUUCAAGGAUCCAGUGAAGCUGGUCCUUGACGAAUACGAUAACUACGACAUCUGGCUUGCGCAGGGGAAAAUGGCGCGUUUCCCUUGCCCGUGUUUCUUCUACAUGAAAUCAACAUCCGUUGUGAUAAAAAUGGUUUAUGACUGGAUCGAAAGACUGGCCUACUAUACGGGCAAAGUGGAAACGGACCAGGUCGCUUUGUCUUUUAUUCUCAAGGAAAAUAAACGACAUUUGGGGAUUCAAUAUUUUGAUUACUACAAAUUCCCGAUUGGGAAACAGUUUUUCAAUUGGACGUGGCAUGAUCAACAUGCGGACCGAGUAUAUAUAGCUCAUGGAAACCAUUUAGGACGAUCAGAUGGAAAGGUGUCUACGUUUAAGGAAUUCAACGUCUGGCUCCUUGAUGAAUAAAGUUUCAGAUUGUUUUGUGUGUGACGUCAUUACUGGUGGCAGCGGCGGGAUCAAACCUGCAUCAACCUCCAAACUAAAACCAGUUUAUUUUUUCAAUACUACCUUAAUACCAACAUGUUGACUUUGUGGAUUCAUUGUCUGGCUCCUUGAUGGAUAAUGUCAGCUUCUCUCACCUCAGUGAAAAUAACAAAUAGACAAAUAACAUCUGAACAUUAGGAAUGUUUUUUCUUACUAAUAUGGAAGCUGAAAACGUUGACAUUUCAAUUGUACAUGCUUAAAUGCUACUAGAGCAGCUGAAAAUAUACUCACAUGGGCACACACUGCAUUGAUUUGGGAUUUCAGAGAGCGUCAUAAAUCUUGUUUCCAGAAUGGAUGCAGUUUUGGCUAGAUGUCAUGAGGAACUUGAUAGGAAAACGUUUUAUUUGUUAGGUUACGUUACAGUGACCAUAAUUGGUCUCAUUUGAAACCAUCCUCUAGAGUUCGGGACUUGCAACAUAUUACUAAAGCUUUCAGUUAGUGAUUUUUUAUUUUCGUAAUCAAAUUUGUUUAAAUUUACCUUGAGCGCAUAGAGGGAAACUCAAACAUUUAGCACUUCAUGAAUAAAAUAUAACUCUUGUUAGGAAAAGUAGUUGUGUACAUAUAAUUUAUAAUGUCAGUUGUUCAAUUAUAUAACAUCCACUAUGACCUACUUAAUUUGUAAUCAAUGUCCCAUUGGGGGCGACGCAAUCGAGGCGGGGAGUUGCAGGGGAGUGAAAAAGUUGAAGUGAAAAAAAGAGGAGAAUAAAGAUGAUAUUUAAAAGAGGAAUAGGUCGUGUAAGUUUGCUCAUAGGUCGUUUAA
Messenger RNA from Lytechinus variegatus (green sea urchin), 2457 nucleotides. RefSeq names its product UDP-D-xylose:L-fucose alpha-1,3-D-xylosyltransferase MGP4-like. Bases 471 to 1619 code for a protein of 382 amino acids. NCBI's taxonomy places the organism in Eukaryota, Metazoa, Echinodermata, Echinoidea, Temnopleuroida, Toxopneustidae. The transcript has 5 exons. Gene Ontology annotation, molecular function: glycosyltransferase activity. Gene Ontology annotation, cellular component: Golgi apparatus. The record is from RefSeq and is a predicted model, not a curated record.